Molecule: messenger RNA, 409 nt
Organism: Amoebophrya sp. A25
Lineage: Eukaryota; Dinophyceae; Syndiniales; Amoebophryaceae
Source: the annotation of a GenBank genome assembly
CUGGUGGUGCAACAAAACUUACUAGAAGUGGUAAGGACCACGUGGCCUUCGGUGCUGGCAAAGUCGUGUCUGGAGGAUCGCAAGAGCAGCACCAGGCGAGUUUAGGAGCGUCUAAGGGUGGAGGUCGCGGGAUAGUGGCAAACAGGUUAGGCAAAGCUUCUAUGCGUUCGCCGCGCUCAAGUAAACGAGCCGACAGGAGAUCGCCGUCUACGAAGCGAAAGAGCUUCCGUGGCCGAAAGCUGCUACAGCAGAGUCCGGUGCUAAACCGCUAUUGGGCAAGUGUCGACGAGUCGGGAACCGCCACAGCGGCGCUGCUGGAAGCAGCAAAGGCUGUCGGCGGAGGCAGUCCGCACUUGCGUCAUGCGACCACGGCAUGUCCGAAGCAAGGGGUAGAGCGAAUGAGCCUGCA